Molecule: messenger RNA, 1660 nt
Organism: Alternaria rosae
Lineage: Eukaryota; Fungi; Ascomycota; Dothideomycetes; Pleosporales; Pleosporaceae
Product: major facilitator superfamily domain-containing protein
Exons: 4
Coding region: 1-1476 (491 amino acids)
Biological process (GO): transmembrane transport
Cellular component (GO): membrane
Molecular function (GO): transmembrane transporter activity
Source: RefSeq, a predicted model, not a curated record
AUGGACCGGGAACACGCCUGUGAGAUGACCGUUAGGGGCGACGCGGGUCACGACGAGCCGAAUCCGACCAAGGUGACAAGCAGCCGGGAGAGGAAGCUACUGCUGAAAGUCGACCUAUGCGUCCUGCCUACCGUCAUUGUACUGUAUCUCCUGUGUUUCAUCGAUCGUACGAACAUCGGUAACGCCCGUAUAGCUGGCUUGGAAGAGGAUCUCGACCUUGAGGGAUACGACUACAACGUCGUACUGUCCGCGUUUUAUGUGUCGUACAUAGUCUUCGAGAUACCAGCAACCCUCUGUUGCAAAUUAAUCGGUCCUGGAUGGUUUCUACCGCUGACUUCACUUGGCUUCGGUGCCGUUUCUAUCGCGACAGCCUUCGUACGUACCCGCGCUCAGGCGUGUGCUGUUCGAUUCCUACUUGGCCUCUUCGAGGCCGGCGUUCUGCCUGGAUGCGUUUACUACCUCUCACGAUGGUACAAAAGGUCGGAAUUGACCUUUCGUCUUGGGCUGUGGUUAUCCAUGGCCCCUCUCGCUGGAGCUUUCGGUGGCAUGAUCGCUUCGGCUAUCCUGAAGUUGAGCUCCGUUGGUUCUUUCCAUGGUUGGCAGAUGAUUUUUGCUAUCGAAGGCAUCGUCACCAUGUGUCUUGCUUUGGUAGCCUUUUUCACACUAACUGACCGCCCGGAUACCGCACGUUGGAUGACCGAGGAUGAAAAGCGGAUGGUAGUAGGCAGGAUAAAAUCCGAGCGUCUCAAUCAGACCGAGCUGCUUGACAAGAUUGAUACCUCGAAGCUUCUGCGUGGCUUCUCUAACCCAGUCACGCUUGCGAUAUCGUUCAUCUUUCUGCUUGACAGUAUCACUGUCAUAGCCAUCUCGUUCUUCUUGCCGACCAUCGUUCGGACUAUCUACCCAGCUCGCACUGUCGUUCAACAACAGCUCUUGACAGUGCCGCCGUACAUCGUUGGUGCAGUUUGCACCAUCCUCAUCACGACCGUAAGCUGGCAAAUGAACUCUCGGCAGACACUCAUUGCACUCACAGGGCCGUUCGUGAUUGCCGGGUAUGCGAUGUUUCUUGCAACGAUGAACGCAAGUGUUCGAUAUGCGGCUAUCUUCCUUUGCGCGUCAACGUGCUUUUCGUUGGCCGCAAUGACAAACGCACAAGUCAGCGCAAACGUACUUUCUGAUUCUGCACGCAGCAUUGCCAUUGGAACCAACGUCUUCUUCGGAUAUGUCGGCGCGCUCAUUGCGAGCUGGACGUAUCUACCUGGCGACUCUCCCCGUUAUGCCAUUGGCAAUGGUAUUAAUUUGGCUUGCGCACUAACAUGGACCGUCAUUGCUAUCUCCACCAAGCUCUGGAUGAGCCACGACAACAGGAAGAGGGAGAAGAGGCAGGUGGAAACUUCUACAGAGCUCGCGUCAUUUUCAGAUGACGAGAUCGCGAACCUUGAGUGGAAGCACCCCGCAUGGCGAUGGAAGCCGUGACUGUUGCUUCGUUCAGCAAACGAGCCUCCGAAUGUUCACAUAGAGUUCUGCUCAGGAAGGCAGGGUGUUCAUGACGAUCGGUAGCGCAUACGACCAGAUCCUUCUUCACAACACAGCUGCCUUAUGAGAAUGGAAGCUAUUUGCAGUGUCUUCUUACGAGUUAGCCACUUGCAUUCAAAAUCGA